Cyprinus carpio (common carp) is the source of this 2807-nucleotide messenger RNA. It is a transcript of the gene rhoub, whose product is annotated as ras homolog family member Ub. The record is from RefSeq and is a predicted model, not a curated record. Gene Ontology annotation, biological process: small GTPase-mediated signal transduction. Lineage: Eukaryota; Metazoa; Chordata; Actinopteri; Cypriniformes; Cyprinidae. Gene Ontology annotation, molecular function: GTPase activity; GTP binding.
GCUUCUCUCACUCUUUGCCCAGCUGUUGUAGGUUCUUUAAGUCUGUAGAUUUCGUGGAGAUACUACGUAUUUGGAUCUUAUAAAAUUGACGGUUUACGCGCACUGCACCGGAUCAAGCGCAUUUACGCAGUGCUCGUAGUGCUUAGUCGUUUAUAGAGGCUUCUUAUUGAUGUUUUUUCCUGGGUCACUCCAUUAGGAGUGUGCGAUUCACCUGCGGUCGAGCAGCGCGUCAUGGAUUACAGUAACCUGAUGGCGCCUCCGGUGCCGCCACACAAACCCAGAUCCCCCCGGCCUGCGCACUGCCAGGGGCGCCUGUUAAAGUGCGUGUUUCUCGGGGACGGAGCUGUGGGAAAAACCAGCCUGAUAGUCAGCUACACAACCAAUGGAUAUCCAACAAAAUACGUCCCGACAGCGUUUGACGAUUUCUCAGCGGUGGUACAGGUGGAUGGACAACCAGUGAGACUUCAGCUUUGUGACACUGCAGGACAGGAUGAAUUUGAUAAGUUGCGUCACUUCUGCUACACGCGGACUGACGUUCUCCUCCUGUGCUUCAGCGUCGUCAGCCCCGCUUCCUUCCAGAACAUCGGUGAAAAAUGGGUGCCGGAGAUCCGACGCCGUUGUCCACUCACACCUGUGUUACUGGUGGGCACCCAGUGUGACCUACGGCAAGACGUCAAGGUCCUCAUCGACCUUGCACGGCGCAGAGAACGACCCGUCCUGGAAGAGGACGCCCGCGCCCUGGCAGACAAAAUAGGAGCGCUAGCCUACAUAGAAUGCUCUUCUCUCACACAGAAAAACCUUAAGGAAGUGUUUGACACCGCCAUUUCUGUCGGGCUCCGACACUCCGACCGAAGAGCCAGACGAGAGCGGAAGGUCCACAGUACUGCUGAUAAAAUGAAAAUGCUCUCCAAAUCGUGGUGGAAGAAAUAUAUCUGCAUACAUUAGCUAAGAGCAAAACAAUCUUCUGAGGCAUGAACAAUGUGAUAGACUCUUGUUUAGUGUCACGCUCCUCAAGUGGAUGAUUGUCAUUUGAUAACGAAUCAACAAAGGACAGUGUUGCUACUUCAAGGAUGAUGUGAAUGGUUGCAGCUAGCUUCCCAGUAACCAAAGUUUACUGUAUGCAGGGUCAUCGCUAGAAGUCAGGGGGCCCGGGAUGAAGAUUUUCUACCUUUGGGCCAUUGAGUAGACCUAGAGGACCGCAUUAGCCAUGUUUCCAUCCAUGUAUUGUCAUACAAAUUUUGGGAUGUUGCAUAAACGCUAGAUGGAAAUGGCAUAAAAGAUGUGCCUAAAAUCUUCCAAUCCUCUCAAUUAAGGUUUACAAUUAUUUUUAUUCAGUAAGAAAACAUGCACGUAAACUACAGUGGAAAUUUAUCACUGGCGAAUGAAUUCCUGGUUUAGCAACAAAAAAACUCAAGUGCCUCAACAGAUCAUGUGACUGGACAACUGGACUAGCCAGUGGACUAAUUUCAUUGCACACCAUCUAAAUUACUGUGAGCCAGAUUCUGUCAUCAAAAUGAUUUUCCCUCCCAGAAUUGUCUCAUACAACUGCAUUCUCAGAAUGCAAGAUAACAUGACAGCAUUUGUUAUUGCGUUUCUUCAGAGGCUCAAGUAAUUUAUUACUGUAUGUUGGAAAAAAUGAGUCACAAGCUUUCCCGGUUGCUGAUUCUUUGCGUUAAUUUCCCAGGAAGUACCGUUUUUGUUCUCUUGAACACAUGGUAUGGAAACUGCUUUAUUUCCAAAUGUUUUACGCAGUAUUCCAGUGUAAUUCACAACUUUGAAUGGAAACAUAGCUACAGAGACCCUUCAUUGCAAAGCCUGGGGCAGUGUUCCCAGUUGUGACCUCUUCCACAGCCAAAACCCUCUGAUUAUGUAGAUGAUUAAAUCAUUUACUGCUUAUUUUUUAUAACCAAAUACAGUGCCACAGUUUCUAUUUAUCAAUUAACCCAUGUCUUCUACCUAAUUAAUGCAGCUACGAACAUUGUGUCCACAUGUUAAUAAUGCUAGCAUGCUAACACUGGUGAUUAAGCCCCCUUUUGUUUGUUUAACCUCCAUGUCUGAGGUCACAAAGGCAGUCCUGGGGCCAUUUACACCCACUCUAAGUGGCCUUUCUAUCCCAUCAUGCUGAAGUGUUCAUUCUGUAACUGUAGUCCACCUUAUGAUUGGGUGUAACUGCAGCUCUUCAGUUGAGUUCAGUGAACUCUUGUGUACUGUUAGUCACAGAAAGGUUGGACCUAUUAUCCAUAACGCAUUACCUUGUAUUCCAUACCAUAUCUUGUAAACCCCAUUGCAGUCUUUAUGUUUGAUUUGAUCAACACUGAUGUGCCAUGUUGUAAAAACUCUAGUACAAGGUUCUUUGGCUGUGUGUCCUCCUGUUUAACCUGCAGUAAUGGAGAUGAUCAGCCAAUGAAAUGUUGAAUUUGCUUCUCAUUAUUCAGAAGCCCAAUCAGAGUCAUUCAGUCAGAGAUCCGCCACAAAUGUCAGAGCCUAACAGUAGGGUUCAGGAAGUAAAAAUCCCAUUUAUUUUUUCCCUUGGUCAAAAUAAACAUUCUUCUGUACAUUGAAGAUUUCUGUAGAGUCAAUAUUACGUCAAAUUCCCAGUGAAACUUGGGCCUCAUCAAGACAUCAUGGCCUCUGUUCUUUAUGUACUUUAUUGCCGCCGGGAUAACACUAUCAGGGUAAUGUACUUUUAGAUUUGUACAUUUUAUGAUUGCAUGUAAAUUGAUCUUCCUCUAUAAACACUCCUGUUUAUGGUACCGUGUGCUAUCCAUGUUUUCCAUGGAAAAUAAAUGUGAUAUUAACUAAAACCU